Messenger RNA from Coregonus sp. 'balchen', 480 nucleotides. Lineage: Eukaryota; Metazoa; Chordata; Actinopteri; Salmoniformes; Salmonidae. The record is from the annotation of a GenBank genome assembly.
UUAAAAGCGGGGGCAUUUGUUGGGAAUUUGGCUAAGGAUGUAAAUCUGAAAGUGACUGAACUGGAGGCACGCAGGAUUCAGAUUGAAUCUGGAACAUUUAAGAAACAUUUUGAGGUAUAUUUGAACACUGGGGCUUUCUUCCUUAGCGAAAUGAUAGACAGAGAUUAGCUUUGUCCUAACAACCUUGUUUGUACUGAAAGCUUGGAGGUUAUUGUUAUUAAUCCUUUACAAAUGUAAAAUGUUGAAGUAAAUAUACUAGACAUAAACGACAAUGCACCACAUUUUCCUGUGAAAUCGCAGACUAUUCGGAUUGUUGAGCUAACUGCACCAGGAGCUAAAUUUCCUCUGCCUACAGGAUGUAGGAGCAACUCUACUGAGUCUUAUAAACUCUCCCCAAAUGCCCUUUUCACACUAGAGGUACAUACUGAGGCUGAUCGUGGUCCAUCAGUAGAGUUAGUGCUACAGAAAGCUUUAGACUGA